UUUUUCCCUUAAGCCAUGUUAAUGUAUUCUUCGCAGGUUUUAGACAUGAUCAACAACCCACAUUAUCUGUAUCGGAUGACCAUUCUACAUGCAAUUUCUCUACUUGCACCAGUACUGGGUGCAGAAAUCAUUUGUUCGAAGUUGCUACCGGUUGUCAUUUAUGCAUCAAAAGACAGGGUACCCAACAUCAAAUUUAAUAUUGCAAAGGUGUUGCAGUCCCUCAUUCCUAUCGUUGACCAUUCUGUGGUAGAGCAGACAAUUCGUCCCUGUUUGGUGGAGCUCAGUGAGGACCCAGAUGUAGAUGUAAGAUUUUUUGCCAGCCAAGCUCUUCAGGCGAGUGAGCAAGUUAUGAUGUCUAGCUAGACAUGCUUGUUCAUGAGUUUUCUCUGACCUGGAAGUUCCAGUUGUAUCCACAAUUGUCAUGGAGAGAGACCGUGUUGGGAAUAGUCACAGCUGCUUUCCUUUUUUUUUUCUUCUCUUUAUGCUUUUUUGAGUGCUUCGGUGUUAUUGUAUCCAUAUGACUAACAUGUACUAGCCUUUUAGUUAACUUUGUUUCAAGCUAGUGCCAAGUCAGAUUUUAUCAUUGCUUUGAUUGAUCUGUGCCUAACAUCACCAUUUUGGAAGAUAAGGUAGAACGAAGUUGAGCUA
This is a messenger RNA of Macadamia integrifolia, 648 nucleotides long. RefSeq names its product protein phosphatase PP2A regulatory subunit A-like. The transcript is spliced from 3 exons. The coding region runs from base 16 to 363 and encodes 115 amino acids. Lineage: Eukaryota; Viridiplantae; Streptophyta; Magnoliopsida; Proteales; Proteaceae. The record is from RefSeq and is a predicted model, not a curated record. Gene Ontology annotation, cellular component: protein phosphatase type 2A complex; cytoplasm. Gene Ontology annotation, molecular function: protein phosphatase regulator activity; protein binding. Gene Ontology annotation, biological process: protein dephosphorylation.